Molecule: messenger RNA, 1988 nt
Organism: Amblyraja radiata (thorny skate)
Lineage: Eukaryota; Metazoa; Chordata; Chondrichthyes; Rajiformes; Rajidae
Product: mucin-1-like
Exons: 2
Coding region: 256-1017 (253 amino acids)
Source: RefSeq, a predicted model, not a curated record
CCCCACCGGGCGGCACCUCCCCCCCCCUGCCCGCGGCCCUGCUCCCUGCGCCUGUGGGAGGGGGCCAGACCCCACGCCUGGCGGCCCAGACUCCACCCCAGGGUGGGGGGCAGCUGCACGCGGGCGUACGGGGAGACCCCGGGCAGUGGUCCCGCGCUCUCCCCAUCGCCCAGCACCCCCCACCCACAGGGCAAGGAGGCACCCGCCGGCUCCAGCCCCGACACCUGGGCCGACCCGGCACCCGAGGGUGGGCCUAUGCCCUGUGGCAGCCCAGACCAAGCACCCAAGGGUGCUACUGCACCCUGCAGCAACCCUGACACCCAGGCGUACAGAGACCCAGCACCUAAGGGUGAUCAUACGCCCUGUGCCAGUCCUGCCGCUCGAGAGCACCCAGCACCCAAGGGUGAUCGAACGUCCACCAACGGCCCUGACAUACGGGCGUACGGAGACCCAGCACCCAAGGGUGCUACUACACCCUGCAGCAACCCUGAUACCUGGACAUACAGAGAUCCAGCACCCAAGGGUGAUCAUACGCCUUGUAGCAGCCGAGACCACGCACCAAAGGGUGAUCAUACACCCUGUGGUAGUCGUGACACUCAAGAGCACCCAGCACCCAAGGGUGCUGCUACACCCUGCAGCAACCCUGCCACCCGGACAUACAGAGACCCAGCACCCAAGGGUGACUCGCCACCCUGCAGCAGCCCAUUGCUCAGCCCCUGCCACCCAGAGGGCAAGAGGUUCGUGACCCCUGAACCAGAGCCUUCUCCCGACCCCAGGGUACAACUUCCAGGGUCACCCACUGGGCACCAAGCACCCAGUGCCCAGCGGGGGGGUGUGGGUGCCCAGCGGGCAGGCGGGAGGCUCAGCUACUCCACCUCGCUCAGCCUGCAGAUCGACGGGCGCACUGCCACCAUUAGCAGGGCACAGGUCAGCCUGACCCAGAGCUUCCUGCCCUCCCCCGCCUGCUCUCCCAGCCCCCGUAGGGUGACCGGUAGCGCCCAGCUGCCCGCCACGUGAGCCCAGCCUCACCCGCCACUGCCCCGGGCACCCAAGGGUGCUCUGCCACCUCCCUCUGCCUGGAGGUACUGACACCGUCUCGCCCAGACUCACCCAGCGUCUGCCUCGGGCACCCAAGGGUGCUGACACCUGCCUCCACCUGGGCACUUGAGGGCGCUCCGCCAGGCCUCGCCCACGUCUGCCUCGGGCACCCAAGGGUGCUGCUCACCCACCUCUGCCCCAGGCACCCAAGGUUGCCACCCAUCACGUGAGCCCAGGCUCACCCGCCACUGCCCCGGGCACCCAUGGGUGCUGAUACCCGCCUAUGCCCGGCCUUGCCCGUCUCCGCCACGGGCGCUAGUGGAUGCUGACACCCUCCUCCACCCUGACUUGCCCAUGUCCGCACAAGCACCCAAGGGUGCUGACAUUCACCUCUGCCCCGGGCACCCAAGGGAACAGCACGACCGCCUCUUCCCGUGGGCACCCUAGGGUGCUGCCCACCACGUGAGCCUGGCUCGCCCGCCGCUGCCCCGGGCACCUAUGGGUGCUGAUACCCACUUCCAUGGGCACCCAAGGGUGCUGCCACCAAUCACCAGCCCACCCUCUCUCUCUCUCUCCUCGCUCUCCCUCUCUCCCAUACCAGAAGGAGUAGUCCAGUCUGGAGGCGAGUGUCCGAGAAGAGCGAUCCGGUCUGGAGGGAUAGUCCGGAAUCCAGGACUGGCCUCAACAAGAGGAGGCGCAAUGGACGGAACAGGGAACGACCUCACAUACCACAGAGUCAAAGACUCAGAGUCCGUGUUUUUAAUAUUUUUGUUAAUCGCGACGUGCCACCUAUAAUGUCUAUUAUUUUUUAUGAUAAAACACUCAAAAAAGACGGGACAGAUUUUUGUAAAUAUCACAGCAUGAUUGUGUUUAUCUGCAUUGCCUAUUUGAACUGCGUCUAACUCCCAAUUUGUAUUCAACUCUUUCAAUUAAAGCCUGUUCCGAUCACA